AUGGAGCCAUUCACGUCGUCGGCGGGUGAUGCGUCCGCUACGCAGCCCCAAGUCUUCAUCCACAAUGCGGCCAUCCGUCCGCAGCUGCAGUUCACUGCAUCCAAUGAGUUCUCCGCCAUCUCGGCCACCUGCAGCAACAACUUCACCAAAGGCGUCAAGGUCUCCCCCGACGGCCUCUGCCUGCUGACCAACAGCGACGACCACACGCUGCGGCUGUUCGAGAUGAACGGCGAUGCGUCCCAGUCCAGCACCAGCAUCCUACAGGCAAGGGAGGGCGGCACAGUGUACGACUACCAAUGGUACCCCUUCAUGUCAUCCGCGGACCCGAACUCGUGCAUCUUCGUGAGCACUAGUCGAGACCAGCCCGUGCAUCUGUGGGACGCCUACACGGGCGAGCUGCGGGCUUCGUACCGAGCUUUCGACCAUAUGGACGAGCUGGCGAGUGCUCAGAGUCUGGCGUUCAACUCUACAGGCACCAAGCUCUUUGCCGGCUUCGACCGGAUGAUCCGGUACUUCGAUCUGUCCCAGCCCAGUAGGGACUUCAGGGCGAGGCCGCUGACCAAGACUCGGCGCUCGCGUAAGGGUCAGAGGGGGCUAAUUAGCACGCUACACUUUAAUCCGGACCACUCUAAGAUUUACGCGGCUGGAUCGUACGGCGGCACGACCUGCGUGUACACGGAGGACGAAGGAGAGGAGCUGCUGGCUCUGCGUGAUCACGACGGUCGCGGCAUCUCUCAAGUUCCUGUUCACGGCUGCGCGGCGUGA
This is a messenger RNA of Phytophthora sojae, 765 nucleotides long. RefSeq lists its product as hypothetical. The record is from RefSeq and is a predicted model, not a curated record. Gene Ontology annotation, molecular function: protein binding. The coding region runs from base 1 to 765 and encodes 254 amino acids. Lineage: Eukaryota; Oomycota; Peronosporomycetes; Peronosporales; Peronosporaceae. The transcript has 2 exons.